This is a messenger RNA of Anguilla anguilla (European eel), 918 nucleotides long. RefSeq names its product ubiquitin-conjugating enzyme E2T (putative) (gene ube2t). The coding region runs from base 152 to 733 and encodes 193 amino acids. The record is from RefSeq and is a predicted model, not a curated record. The transcript is spliced from 7 exons. NCBI's taxonomy places the organism in Eukaryota, Metazoa, Chordata, Actinopteri, Anguilliformes, Anguillidae.
GUACUACAACACCCGAGAUGCACAACGGCCGUGGCGGUCUUAACGUCAUAAACCUGGUAAAGAGGGAGAAUCAAACGCAACGUUUUCAGAAUCUGACAACGGGUAACUGCGUCUGCAUAUCAGUAAUCUAAGGUUAACUUUAGGACAAGAAAUGCAGAGAUCUACCCGGCUAAAGCGUGAACUUCAGCUGUUGAGCACCGAGCCCCCACCAGGAAUCUCCUGUUGGCAAACUGAAGGCCAGAUUGAUGACCUGCGAGCUCAAAUUGUUGGCGGUGCGAACACGCCUUAUGAAGGUGGUUUGUUUUCUCUGGAGAUAAAAGUUCCUGAACGGUACCCAUUUGAGCCGCCAAAAAUGCGUUUCCUGACUCCUAUUUACCACCCUAACAUUGACAAUGCCGGACGCAUUUGCCUUGAUGCUCUGAAGCUACCACCCAAGGGGGCUUGGAAGCCUUCUCUCAACAUCGCCACCGUGUUGUCCUCCAUCCAGCUGCUCAUGGUGGAGCCCAACCCUGAUGACCCCCUCAUGGCUGACAUUUCUUCAGAAUACAAGUACAACAAGCAGGUUUACUUGGAGAAAGCCAAGAGGUGGACUGAGAAGCAUGCCUUUCAGCAGAACAAGGGCUUGGAGGAGACUGAGGGAAAAGUGCAAGGCAAACUGGAUAAAACGUGCCGCAAGAGAGAAGCCCUCCACUCUGAGGGACUUCGGGAUGACUCGAAGAAAGCCUGCAUGUAACUCAAGGAACUUUUGCUGUUUAUAUUGUAUAUUAUGUCAUUGUCCAUCCUGAUCGUCUCUUAUGUCUUCUGAAAAUUAUAGUGGCGUGUUUUGUGUUUGUGACGUGUGACUUGGUAUUUCAUGUUUACUGUUUUAUUUGCUUGCUUUACAACAUGUUCAAUAUUAAAAUCUAAAUCUUCAUUUUC